Messenger RNA from Lentinula edodes (shiitake mushroom), 1215 nucleotides. RefSeq names its product WD40-repeat-containing domain protein. NCBI's taxonomy places the organism in Eukaryota, Fungi, Basidiomycota, Agaricomycetes, Agaricales, Omphalotaceae. The record is from RefSeq and is a predicted model, not a curated record. Gene Ontology annotation, molecular function: protein binding. The coding region runs from base 1 to 1215 and encodes 404 amino acids. The transcript has 6 exons.
AUGUACCAACAUCUCAUCACCUUACAGGACUCUCGAGAUGCUGUUAUCUGUCUUUCGUUUUCUCCCCAGGCCAAAUUUAUUGCAGCUGCAGGUUACGGCGGUGUGACCGUUUGGGAUCUAGAAUCGUUCGAUCCUAUACCCAUACCAAAUAACAUCUAUAACCCGCGUAAUCCUGACAAUGUCUACUCGGCCUGUGCUUGGCUGCAUUUUGAACAGGCAGAUAGAUAUUUUCUCAUUGUAGGGUCACAGGAGGGCACAGUGUCUAUCAUGCAGCUGGAAGCAAAUGACGAGGCCUUUCAUACCACUGUUCGGGUGGUUCCUGAACCUUCAGGUUUUCAGGUCCUUUCGAUUGACGUGUAUCACACCGAAAUCGAAAUAGGAAAACUCGCUCGUAUCGCAGUCGCAACUGCUGAUAAUCGAACCACGGUCUAUACUCUAUCUUCAUCCGGGGUUUUUCGGGAAAUAUUUUCAGCCACCGUCGAAGAUUUUUCACUCAUUGCUGCAAGGUUCUGUAAGAAGACUGCAGAUAUCUAUGUUUUCGAACUAAAUGGUGGCACAAUAAUGAGACUCGAUUACAAAACCGGGGACGUCAAGUCAAAUCAGAAAUAUGGACCUGACCCCAUGGGAACUGUAUGCAUUGACGACUCGAGUAAUUUCUUUGUAGCCUGCACCGGCGCGGACUUCCAGAUGUUACGCCUUGACACAAUUGAGCACAUCCAAACUUUCUCAGGUCCAGACCCUGUGGUUCGCUUCCCUAAGGUUGCCACAUUUUCCGAAGAUGGUGCUGUCUUGAUUGGAGGUACGGACAGGGGGCAUGCUAUGGUUUUCGAUGUUCAGAGCGGUGCCAAGGUUCAACCGCUCAAAUAUGCAAAGGGAGGUUUAGUCCAACCUGUUGCUGCAUGUACGUCCAAGAAAGGAUUCCUAGCUGCUAUCGCCGGAUCGACUAUGGAAACUUCAGCCGAGGUCGUGAUUUAUCAAAAGAAUCAUCUCCCCCCUUCCACUCCGAAGUCUAACGAUAACACGAAAGCGAGCCUCUACCGUUCUUUCAUGAAUAGAGGCUCCAUACAGUUUAUCUUUGUCAUGUUAGGGAUAUCGUUGAUGCUCAAUGGGCUUUAUUCUUUGGCCCUUACCUACACUCCUGUGGUAUGUUUUUCCAGGUUCCUUGAUUUCGCCCACUCCAUAAUGUCUUCAUUGUCCAGGUCCAGUCUAUGUUAG